Molecule: messenger RNA, 2225 nt
Organism: Peromyscus eremicus (cactus mouse)
Lineage: Eukaryota; Metazoa; Chordata; Mammalia; Rodentia; Cricetidae
Gene: Pram1
Product: PML-RARA regulated adaptor molecule 1
Exons: 10
Coding region: 1-2103 (700 amino acids)
Biological process (GO): protein localization to plasma membrane; T cell receptor signaling pathway; integrin-mediated signaling pathway
Cellular component (GO): plasma membrane
Molecular function (GO): protein binding
Source: RefSeq, a predicted model, not a curated record
AUGCACCUGCUGCCCCAGCCUGGUCCCCAGCCAGUCGUCAUCCAAGGAAGCAAUCAGGACUUCCGAAAUCUCCAAGCUAAGUUCCAGGCCUCUCAGCAAGAGCCUGGGGAACCGUACAGAAAAACCCUAAAACCUGAGUUCAACCAACUCCUGAAGAAGUUUCCACAGACUGAAUUAAGUGAGCAGCCCAAGAAGGCCUCACAAUCUGAGCUCAGUACAGUGUCCUUGAAACCCCUGCAGCUACGGUUUGCAGACCUCCCCAAGAAGACUUCGCAGUCAGAGGUUCUCAGAAAGUUGUCGCAGCCUGAGUUCACUGAUCUACUCAAGAAGCCUCUACAUCCAGAGUUCACUGGUCUCAAGAAGCCCUCAGACGCUGAGUUCACAGAUUCCAAGAAGCCCCCAAAGCCCCAGUUUGCCAGCCUCCCCAAGCCCCCACAGCCUGAGUUCACUAAUCUCCCCAAGAAGCUUCCCAAACCCGAGUUUGGCGAGCUCACCAAUAAGUCUCCACAGCUUGAGGUGCUCCAGGAGCCUAGUGUACCUGCCCAGAAGCCCCUGAAACCCGAACUCAGCAAUCCUGCCAGGCCCCCAGUAGAGCUCAAACCUAUUACAUUCCCCAAGAAGUUCUGGCAGCCUGAGUCCAGUGAGGCCCCUCUGAAGCCCUUGCCAUCUGAGUCCAGUACUUUUCCCAAGAAGCCACUGCAGCCUCAGGCUGCUGGUUUCUCUAGGAAGUCCCUGACACAGCCAGAGUCCAGCCAAGUUCCUCAGACAUCCCUCUCCAAGCCUGGGACCAGUGAGUUUCACCCCCACUCCCCACAGUCUGACAUCAGUACCUUUCCCAAGAUGUCUCUGCAGUCUGAGUUUAAUGAGAACUUCAAGAAGCCUCCACAUCCUCAGGCCAUUGGUUGCCCAAAGUCUCCACAGCAGCCCAUGUCCUAUGAGGUCCCCCAGACACCCCCCUGGAAGCCUGAGUCAUGCAAUCUCCCAUCUUACUCCCCGCAGUCAGACUUCCAUGCAUUUUCCAAAAAGCAUCCACAGCUCCAGCUAAGUGACCUUACUAGGACAUCCUCAGAGCCCGAAGUCCGAAAAGUUCCUAAGAAGCCUCAGCACCCAGACCUCAAAGUGCUUCCUAAGAAGCCCUCACAGCUGGAACUGGGUCAUCUCCCUAGAACAUCCUCAGAGCCUGAGUUCAGCUCACUCCCCAGGAAGUUUCUGAAGCCUCAACACGGCAAGUUCUUCCAGCCUGACUUUCCCAAGGGUCUGCCCAGAAAGCCCAAGCUUCCUAGUUCAGUAUCAGAGUGCUCUCUGCCCUCUGCCUUUACGGGCUCCAGCCCCCAGUUCCCCCUCAGCCCUGGGUAUGGAGUCCCUGGGACACCCCGCUGGAGAUCAGAAGACUUGCAAGUCCGGCAACUGCCCCGGCGGAGGCCUCUGCCCUCAGCCAGCAGCCUGGGAUCCCCUCCAGCCAAGCCCCCAUUACCGCCUGUUCCCAUCAAUAUCCAAAGCUUCCGGAGAGGCUCAGCAACAGCCAUAGCUGUACUGAAGACCAGCUCUUCUGUGACCCACUUCCCAGCCCAAAAACCUCAACAUAUCUCGCAGAACCCGGACGAGAUCUAUGAACUGUAUGAUGCUGUGGAGGCCACAGGUGACUCUAGUCUCAGCCCCAGAGGCAGAGAUGAAGUGCAGUCUACCCAGCAAACCACCAGAUGGCCUCAGCAGGACACAGAGUUCAGGAAGAAUGCCACUCAGCCACAGCAGCUGCCACCCACAGACCCCAAGUUGCUGAAACAGAUCAGGAAGGCAGAGAAAGCUGAAAGAGAGUUUAGAAAGAAGUUCAAGUUUGAAGGUGAGAUCGUGAUUCACACAAAGAUGAUGAUUGAUCCCAAUGCCAAGACCCGGCGUGGGGGUGGCAAGCACCUGGGCAUCCGACGUGGAGAAAUCCUGGAGGUGAUCGAGUUUACUAACAAGGAUGAGAUGCUGUGCCGGGACCCCAAGGGCAAGUAUGGCUAUGUACCCAGGACUGCACUGUUGCCCUUGGAAACAGAAGUAUAUGAUGACGUCAGCUUCUGGGACCCUCUGGACACCCAACCGUUUCCUCAGGGACAGUAAGGCAGACAGACAAGUGGGUUCCAGGACCACCAACCCAGUCACUGCUUACUCAGAAGCCCUGGAUCCCAGCCUGGCAAACAAGCCCAAGUGUACAUGCCCACAUAAAACCUGUCUUUAAAACA